AGAGUCGAGUGGCUCUCUGUUGGACAUCACACAGCCACAGCUCAUCCACCAAGCGACAAUCCCCCUCAGAAAAACACCACAAGCCCAACGCAAUCAAAAUGUUCAAACUCGUUGCUGUCUGCUUCUUCGCUCUUGUGGCCGUGGCUGCUGCCAAGCCUGGCAUCCUGGCUGCCGCUCCUCUGGCCUACACCGCUCCGGCUGUGGUGGGAAGCGCCGCCUAUGUGGCACCUUAUGCUUCCAGUUUCACCGCCCACUCGGUUGCCCAUAGCGCCGCCUUUCCUGCUGCGUACACUGCUGCCUACACCGCUCCGUUUGCCUCCCCCUAUGCCGCCGCCUACACUGCUCCGUUUGCCUCCCCCUAUGCCGCCGCCUACACCUCUCCAUUGGCCUACAGCUCACCCUAUGUGGCCCGUCCAUACGCUGCUCCCCUUCUGCUGAAGAAGUAAGCCCGAGUGAUCCAUUCCUCACUCUUGCGAGAUAGUGCACUAUGAUCGUAUUUCUCAUGGUUUGGCAUUGAUUUUCCUCUCAUCCCUGCACUUAGUGAUUUUUUUAAAAAGUGAUUUUAGUGAUUUUUGUUCUUUUUUUUUUUGAAGUAAACGUAUAAGAACU
Messenger RNA from Drosophila miranda, 609 nucleotides. RefSeq names its product vitelline membrane protein Vm26Ab. The record is from RefSeq and is a predicted model, not a curated record. The coding region runs from base 99 to 446 and encodes 115 amino acids. The transcript has 2 exons. NCBI's taxonomy places the organism in Eukaryota, Metazoa, Arthropoda, Insecta, Diptera, Drosophilidae.